CACGCCCCCUCUUGCCGUCCCUUGAAUCCCUGACAUCAACACACUAUGUCUCCAUCUGGUGGCCGGCAUGGUAAACACACACCAGCUUUCCAAGCCAAACAUUCCAUACAUUUCUACUUGCGGCCUGUGUGGUAAAUUGGUUUUUUAUCACCGUGAUCUUCAACAUCCGCUACUGCCGAGAUGGACCUGGAGCAUUUCAUUCAUCCUGAUACAUGUUGAGAACCGAGCGGAAGUAGCAAACGGAGGGAGGAAUGGAGUUAAAGGGACGAGACGUUGGUGCAUCAAAGGCUGAGAUUGGGGACGUUGGUGGGAUGGAAGAAGUGCGGAGAGACGAAGACGAUGGAUGAAGCAAGUGAAAUAGAAAUACUAAGAUGGCUGCACCUCAUCAUUUCCUGCAUCUAGGUGGCGUCGGUGUUCGCCCCCCCACCCCCGAAUCAUAUUUCCAAUUGGUUUGUGACCACACAUGCUAAAUAAAAAAGAAACACUUGACUGUGUUGAGGUUUGACGGUACUAAUCCAAAACUACGACUACACAACGAGGGCCAGAAGAUCUGGCAUUUAAUCCACGUGUCUGACGACUGCAUCCACCGCAACACAGCAGAAGAAAAUAUGGGUUAGGAUCACCCUGGGCCUGGCAUUGCUCGAUUCCCUGGCCGACAUCAUUCCUGCUUCUGAUAGGACCACAGGAACAUCAAACCUUCCAUGGAACAUCUCGCAGGUUAUGGAUGCCGUCUAUGGGGUGGUUCCAUCCAGUUCCGUCCAGAGUCGUACAGACUACAGUGAUCUGUGCCUGGAACCAUACCAGAUUAUACUGCAAACACACUUACUUUCACAUAGUACUUGUAAAUGUAGUACACUUGUAAUACUUUCUUUGUGUCUGUUGUGUGUAAAACACAACCUGAUGUCCAUUUGUUUGUGCAUCACUAGUUUGACCUCUGUGGUGUAACAUGGGGGGGGGGGGGUCCAACGUGUGGCCUGGGGGCCAUUUAUAGCCUGUUUUUUUUUUAAUUGGCCCACAGAUCCAGAACAUUCUAAAAAUAGAAUUUAACAAGAAAACUUAAAAAAAGAAAAGAAGCAGCAAUAAUAUUACAAGAAUAAAGUUACAAUAUUAAGACAAAAAAAUCGUAAUUUUAUGACAAUAACCUGGUAAUAUUAUGAGGAUAAAUAAUACUUUUAGUGACAUAAAGUUCUUUUUUUUAUGUUUGAAUUUAUGGAAAAUUAGAUUCUGGAAAAAAACUACAAUAAAGUAAAUAAAUUCCUUAAUAAAGUUAAAAUAUUAUGGGAAUAAAUUCAUAAUAUUACGAAAAGAAGAUUAUGUAAUAUUUGGAAUGUUAAACAAAAAAAAGUAAUGUGAUGCAAAUUGUCCAUAUAGGUAUGAAUGUGAGUGUGAAUGGUUGUCUGUAUGUGCCCUGGGAUUGGCUGGCCACCAGUCUGCCCCAAGACAGCUGGGAUAGGCUCCAGCACACCCCACGCUAGUGAGGAUAGGCGGCAUAGAAAAUGGGUGGAUGUAAAAAAAAAAAAAAGCGAUGAAGUUUUCCUUUCAUUUUUCACAGAAAAAGGUUCGAACGCAUCCUGUCAGGUCUUCAAAUUAAAAGCACGCCAGUAAAACCACGUGAUUGCAGCACAGUAGUCGGGUCUUCCCACCCUGGGGAGGGGGCGAUUUUAUGUUUUUCAAUUUUAAAGCUAUAUUUUAAUACAGAAUUAUUUAAAAAAUAUCCAAAUGCAAACAUUGAGCCGAAUGCCAUUAGCUGGGCCCUCCCUCCUGCCUUCCUCUCUUCCCUCCAUCCAUCCUUCCUCCUCAGCAUCAGCAACCUCUGCCGCAUCUCACGCACACUUUACGUGCCUUGUCAUUACGCACGGGGCAGGUUUGGGCUUGCAUAGCAGCCGUGGGAGGAAAAACACGCAGAGGCUUUUACGACAAGGACUAAAUUCAGGCUGUUAGCGGAAGUGGACGUGAUGCCCGCGUGACUGCGGGCGAAGGAAGCGAAGCGAAACGCGAAGGUGGACUGGGUCGCCGCGUGGAGCGUCCAUCGCCGCCUUUGCUGCAGUCGAACAAUCGAUGGACGGCAUCUGCUUGCUCUCCGCGUCGCGCUAACGAGCGUCUCCGUCGUGGCAGAUGACGAGGACGCGGGAGUGGGCGCGUCUUCCUUCUUCUGUCCUGCUUCGGGACGCUUGAGAAUGUGCGGCCUGCUGCUUGUCUUGCCGCAAUGCCAGUGGUGAGAGGAGGGUGAGGGGGGGGAGAAAGGGGGGAGAGCGAGGAGGCAUGGCUGCAUUAAGGUAGCAAAAUGAGGAGACAUGUGCAUCAUCGCCGAGGAGUCCUUCUGAGGAGGUGCUGAAGACUUUAGGGACCCCCGGGUUGAGAUCCGAGUGUCAUGGCCGCCAAAUGAGGUGGACUGUUUCCGUGUUCCGUUGUCAACCUUCCGCUCCAAAAAAAAAAAGUGGACGCCCACGUGAACUUUAGCUGAAAAAGCGGGAACGUCAUCGCCAAAACAUGCCGUCGCCGUCCGACUCCAGCAGCGUGGCGUCCGCCUCGGGGUCCCGAGGCUGGUCAGACAGCCGGCGGGGCAUCUCGGGUCGAGGCCCCGGUGGCGCCCGGUUGCUUCUAUACCUGGGUCUGUGCCACCUGGGCCUCGGGGCCAUGGUCCUGGCCUUCUCCUUCACCAGCAUGGCCUUCACCUCGUCCGCUCGAGUCAGGCAGUCCUGUCCGUUCUGGGCCGGCUUUUUUGUGGUGGCAUCAGGGAUUGUGGGAAUCAUCUCAUGGAGGAGACCUUUAACAUUGGUGGUGUCUCUGUUCAUGCUGCUGUCCGCCGUGUGCGUGAUCCUCAGUCUGGCGGGCUCCAUGCUCUCCUGUCAGAAUGCCCAGAUGGUCAAGUCCAUGCUCACCUGCCAGGUGGAGAAUGGCCGCUGCGUGUGCUGCGCGCCGACCGAGUCCUGCUCCAGCAAAGAAGAUGGAACCCUGGUACUCAACCUGAAUUCCGACUGCCACUCGGUUAGACAUCAGCUGAAGGACUUGUUGUUCAGCGCGUGCGGUCUCAGCAUCCUUUCCACCAUCAUCUGUACUCUGUCCACGGUCACCUGCAGCAUCCACAUCUUCUCCUUGGACCUUGUGCACCUGUUGGCGCCACAUCGCUCUCGCUCCGUCAACCCGGAAUGCACCACGCCUCAGGACGCCUUCCUGACCAACAUCAUGGACUUUGAGGAGUUUGUCCCGCCCAUUCCUCCGCCUCCUUACUAUCCCCCCGAGUACACCUGCAGCUCAGAGACCGACGCUCAGAGCAUCACCUACAACGGGUCCAUGGAGAGCCCCAUUCCUCUGUACCCGACCGACUGCCCUCCCCCCUACGAGGCUGUGAUGGGGCAAAGAGCUGCCAGCCAGGCCACCAUGUUUGACCAGCACGGUGCCGAGCUGUCUGGAGAAAGGGGGACGUCUACAGCAUUCAGCGGAGAAGCGUUUUUCUAUUCAGUCUCCAUGGAUAGCGGAUCUUUGCUAAUGUCCGAGAUCGUGGACAUCCCCGACGAUUCGUCGCCAUCCGAGGACUCCUGUCUGCUGGAGGCGGGGCUGAGAAGCCACAGGGGCAGGGCCAGCAGAGCGGCCAGCGAGGUGAGCGACGGGGGAGACGGAGGAGGGGACCGCCGCAGUCUCCGCGGCCCCCGCUCUCAGACGCCGGAGAGUCCCUUGGCCGGGGGACCCAGGGCCCGGUGCUUCGUUCGAGGCGAGAGGUCCAACUCUUGCUCUUCACCCAGCACUGCAACCACCACGUACAGGUCUCCGGUGUUACGGCGCCAGGCGGUGCUGGCUCGGAGUUGUUCCCAGCUGGAAGCAAUCGGGGGGGCCGCCCCGCAGCAGCGAUGCUCCAUACCAGACAUUCGGGUUCGACCCUGCACUCCUUUAUGCCAAGUUGCUGCCCGCGACUCCUCAGCUCCCUUCACCAGCGAGAACUGUACAGCUCAGAAUAGCGGGCUGUCGUCGCAACGUGCGCCUCUCUACCUGCGGCGACGAGCCGCGAGGAAUUAUGGCAGAAGCGACGGCGAAGGGCACCUCCGUCUCGUGAGGUCCCACAGCGAGCCGGGCAUCAGCUCCUCUCCUGAUACAGCUGACGUGGUCUUGGGCUGCACUAAGGCCUCCCCAGAUACGGGUCCAUCCUCAGAGGCGUCUCUGCUGCCUCGCGCUUCUUUGCCUCCUGCUGCCGCUUUGCCACGGAAAGACAGCAUGAAAGCGACGGCGACGGGGGUGCACGUUCCCGCUAAAGUGCCACCCGUGUCCCCGCGGCGUUUACCCAAAGAAUACCACCGUUCUCUUGGAGACCUCAAGGUGACUCGAGUUCUGGUGGCUCGCUUCCUGCAGCGCUCCAAACGCAACCUGGCGCCCUCUUCGGAGCACACUGGGACCGCAGGGCAGGUGCCUAAAAGGAGGGGGGCGUCCGAGGGCGCUGCCACUACCCAUCUGCCCAUGGAGGUCUGGCGGACCCCUUGGAGUGUCAGCCGAGGACAACCCAACAGCCACCUUCAGCACCGUGGUCACCAUCACUCCCACAGCGACAGCCGACACAACCGACAUGGCGGCCGGGCUCCCGAAGGGAUCCACCUGCGUAGCUGUGGGGAUUUAAGCUCCUCCUCCUCGCUAUCCUUGCGUCGGCUGGUGUCACCUCGCCUCCUGCGCGGCUCGUCGGGAGCGCUGUACUCGGAGUCUGCGCUGUGAGGAAGGUCGGUCGGACACUGGAGGACCGUCAGGCUGAUCUUGGAGACCGGGUGGACUUCUGGUAUCCACAUAAUAAUGCAUCGCAAUGUGCUACCGGCCCUUUUGUAUAUUGGGUUGAAUGAUAACCACAAAAAAUAUUAUUUUGUCUUCCAUUUAAAAAGAAAUAAGACUGCAUAGUUCGAUAUCUAUAAUGUAAUAUAAGCAAAUUGGGUACACGUUUCUUUCCUUUUUCAGCUCGACGUUAGCCCUUUAAAGAGAGGCGCACAGCACACAUAAUAUGACUGCACGUCUUCUUGUAUUCUUUAUUUAUAGGUGGUCCCCGGACACUUGGUUUGGUGUGUGCGUGCAUGUUUUACGACCCCACAAACACGGCAAAAAAAAGCUUGUUCAUCAGACCUGAACUUGCCCCCCCACCCCAACCCCCACCGUUGGCCCAACGUUGCAAGUAUCAUGUCCUUGAAAUGUCUUUAUUUGCAUGGUUUUGACAAAAUGCUUCUUAACUUUUUUCUUGUGCACACAAAAACAUCCGCGAGCAGGCAGUGGAAAUCUGAUAUGAAAAGAAAAGGUGCGUAUUGCGGCACGCCGGUUUGGUUUGCGACAUGUCCCUGUGCACAAAGCGUAUCUGCCGUCUGAUCCUGUAAGAUAAAGAUGUGGAAAUUGCACUGCGGCUCAGAUGACAUGAGUCUCUUGCAAUAAAUGUACAUAGUUGUAACGUCACACCAGAUUUUCCAUUUUCCUUCUGGAAAAUGUGGAGCAUUUGGGACACGCAUAAACAUAUGAAACUCAUGUUGAUUCAUGUACGUCCAGGUACAGACACUCUUACACAGCAGGUUGUCUUUCUACCUCUUCAUGUCUUGCAAUUAUUGCAUUAUGUCUUGCGAUAUUUAUUUAUUUAAGAAAUGUUUAUCUGUAUGGCAGGCUUUGCAGGAUACGGCCUUAAAACCUGAAUAAAUUGUAUGUAAAUAUGA
Doryrhamphus excisus (bluestripe pipefish) is the source of this 5666-nucleotide messenger RNA. NCBI's taxonomy places the organism in Eukaryota, Metazoa, Chordata, Actinopteri, Syngnathiformes, Syngnathidae. The record is from RefSeq and is a predicted model, not a curated record.